Morone saxatilis (striped sea-bass) is the source of this 2534-nucleotide messenger RNA. It is a transcript of the gene aldh3a2b, whose product is annotated as aldehyde dehydrogenase 3 family, member A2b. Gene Ontology annotation, biological process: aldehyde metabolic process. Gene Ontology annotation, cellular component: cytoplasm. The coding region runs from base 137 to 1606 and encodes 489 amino acids. NCBI's taxonomy places the organism in Eukaryota, Metazoa, Chordata, Actinopteri, Moronidae. The transcript is spliced from 11 exons. The record is from RefSeq and is a predicted model, not a curated record. Gene Ontology annotation, molecular function: aldehyde dehydrogenase (NAD+) activity.
GUGGGGGUGGAGACCUAACGGUAGAGAGAGCUAUGUUUCUCCGUCGCUGUCACUCUUCUGCUCCUCUGCAGCGGGUUAUCUCACCACCAACACCAACAGGGAUCUCAAGAAAAUAACCCACUGAAAACCUAUCAGGAUGUCCCGGGAAGAGCAGGCAGUGGCUUGUGCCAGGAAAGCCUUUGAAACAGGCAGGUCCAAAUCGUUAGAUUACCGGAUCUACCAGCUGAAGAACCUGCAGCGGUUAUUCACUGAGAAGCAGAAAGAGAUUGCAGAUGCCAUCAAGAAAGACCUCAAUAAGAGCGAGGUGGGGACCCAGCUGUAUGAGACUCUGGGCCUGGAGGGGGAGAUCAGCCAGGCAAUCAAGAAGCUGAAGGAUUGGGCAGCCCCUCGGCCGGUGGAGAAGAACGUGAUGACCAUCGCGGACACCGUCUACAUCCAGCCACAGCCGCUGGGAGUGGUGCUUAUCAUCGGGGCCUGGAACUACCCCUGGGCGGUCACCAUCCAGCCGCUCAUUGGAGCCAUCGCCGCUGGUAAUGCAGCGGUGGUCAAGCCCUCUGAGGUCAGUGCUCACACGGCAAAGGCCAUGGAGCAACUGCUGCCGCUUUACAUCGACAAAGAGCUUUACCCUGUAAUAACCGGAGGAGUGCCAGAGACCCAGGAGCUGCUGCGCCAGAGGUUCGAUCACAUCUUCUACACCGGCAACAGCAUGGUGGGCAAACUGAUCAUGGAGGCUGCUGCCAAACACCUGACGCCCGUCACCCUGGAGCUGGGUGGCAAGAGCCCCUGCUACAUUGACAAGAACUGUGACAUAAGCAUAGCCUGCAGGCGUGUUACCUGGGGAAAGUACACUAACUGUGGUCAGACCUGCAUUGCCCCAGACUACAUCCUUUGUGAGCCCAGCAUCCAGGACCGGGUCAUCGAAGAGGUCAAGAAGUCCAUUAAGGAGUUCUACACAGAUGACCCAAAGACCUGUCCUGACUACGGACGCAUCAUCAACCAGCGCCACUUCAAGAGGAUAAUGGCCAUGGUGGAAGACAGCACCAUCGCUGUGGGAGGAGACAAUGACGAGUCAGACUGCUACCUGGCCCCCACAGUUCUGCGGGACGUGAAGCCAGAGGCGAAGGUGAUGCAGGAGGAGAUAUUUGGACCUCUGCUUCCCAUCGUGUCGGUCAGCGGCCUGGACGAAGCAAUCCAGUUCAUCAAUAAGAGAGAGAAACCUCUGGCCCUCUACGUCUUCUCACAAGACAAAAAGGUAAUACAGAGAAUGACAGAUGCGACGUCCAGUGGAGGACUGCUGGCCAACGACUGCCUUGUGCACUAUUCUGUCAGCUCUCUGCCUUUCGGAGGAGUCGGAAACAGUGGUAUGGGUUGCUACCACGGCAAGUUCAGCUUUGACCAGCUGAGCCACCUGCGUGGUUGUCUCUUUAAAAAGCUGGAAAUGGAGGGUGUGAACAGCAUGCGGUACCCACCUCACACACUCAAGAAGCUGGGCUGGGCACGCUUCUUCAUCCUAAAGAACAUAGACCUGGGCUGGAUUGGACGGAUGGCGCUCUUAGCCGUCAUGGCUGUAGUGGCUGCUGUGGUGCUACACAGAUAUCUCCUUUGAAGACAUCCCGCUGCUCCCAACAAGCCUGCUGUUUCCUUGACCCUCAGGACCAGAGAGAAGAAUAUAUAUCGUAUAGGAAUCAGAUCAGCACCUGCUCUGCUGUAAUACAGGAAAUGUUCAGGUAGUUGCCUUAAUCUCAGUAACGAUGUCAGACGUUUCACGUAGCUCGCUUCUUAUUUUAAUGAACGUAAUCGAAGGUAUGAAGGUACAGUGUGGCUCUUCCAUUUGUGUUCAGCAUUACUACGUUCCAUUUUAACCCGUUAGACCAGGUUUGCAUACCUAAUAUAUAGUCAAUAUAUAUAUAUAUAUGAUAAAUACACUAAAUAAUUUUAAAUGAAGGAACAAAAUGUGUAACAUUGCUAUAAGACUGACAGUACAAUGUGAGUUUCUUUUUUUUACUGUGAUUUGAACAAUAAUUGUAGCAUUUGCUAACAAUGUUCACUGAAAAGUUAGUAAAGUUUAACAAAUGUAAUGCAAUUUCUUGUCACAGUGAAAUUGUUGUUAUUGUUUCGUAGGAGUUACCUACAGUUUAUUUUGUGUCCAUUCCAUUUCAGUAACAGAUAAGCCAUUAACUCAACGUUCAACCUGAAGUUGCUUGAUAAUUUCUGUCCAGUGUGAGUUUGACGGUAGAGAUGAAGAUAUUAUGUCAGUCAGUCUGUCUUUGAGACUUCAAUGUUCAUUCAUGGGGGUUUUCAGUCCGUCCGUAAGUAGACUACAGUCUGUCAGAAUCAGACAGGAUAAUGUUAAGGAUGUUUUUUUAUUUAAUUUUCUUAAAACACCAAAAGCCUGUAACAAAUUUAAACAGCCUCGUCAGUUGUUUAAUAAUCUUUAAACAACAAUAGUUGCUAAAUGUUGGUAAUUAAUAGUUGAAUAAAUACAUGUAUUUCUAUAUUGGAUUAAUAUUCAAAUAAAUAUAUUUAUACAUGUA